AUGCUGAAACAAAAGAAAUUGGAUGAGGCGCUAAGGGCCGGUGCUGCUUCGAGGCGUGUUAAUGUCGAUAAGUUAAUGGGUUCAACGAUACAUGCGUUGAUCAAUUAUAACAUCGAAUUCACUCCAGCCAGCACUUCACAGAAUACAAUAGAAGAUGGCAGCGUGAAGUAUAUUCUCCUUAAACCAGAAAACGAACCAACAAAAAAGCGACAUGUAAUUAAUAAUGUUCAGUUUAAAAAAAAAGUUGCGAAAUUCGGAGUGCUCAAGUUUCAACAUGAACAACAUAACAAAGAAGUGAAGCAGAAUGCGGAAAAUAGGAAAUCCGCUAGGAAGAAGAGGUCAGGCAUUAUCGAAAAAUGUCAGCAAAAAAAAAGACAGCAAGUUAACGAAAGCUGA
Cercopithifilaria johnstoni is the source of this 396-nucleotide messenger RNA. NCBI's taxonomy places the organism in Eukaryota, Metazoa, Nematoda, Chromadorea, Rhabditida, Onchocercidae. The record is from the annotation of a GenBank genome assembly.